This is a messenger RNA of Humulus lupulus (European hop), 1661 nucleotides long. RefSeq lists its product as uncharacterized. The transcript is spliced from 10 exons. The coding region runs from base 225 to 1256 and encodes 343 amino acids. Gene Ontology annotation, molecular function: mRNA binding. NCBI's taxonomy places the organism in Eukaryota, Viridiplantae, Streptophyta, Magnoliopsida, Rosales, Cannabaceae. The record is from RefSeq and is a predicted model, not a curated record.
ACUCGAGCCGGCCCAAUUUCUUGAUCAGAGUUUGGUAGACUGGCUUGGCUUCCCGCUUCAGCUCGGAGCCUCUUAAUAGUGUUUCCAUAAUCAUAGCAUCAUGUAGAAGAAGCAAAGGACGAGUGAGUAAAACACAGACCAAAUUCUAGGGUUUGAUUCUGCCCCCAAUUCUCUACCAUAUAGGGCUUGAUUGAUUGAUUUCUUCUUCCCCCAAUUCCCUUCCCAUGGACGAUAUGGCCGCCUACUACCCUCCUCCUCAGCCUCAACCACCACCUCCAGCUUCCUCUCACUACCCAUAUUACCAACCCCCACCGCCACCUCAUCCGGUGGCGCCUCCGCCUUCACACCACCACUUGCCUCCGCCCUACUUUCCUCAUAAUCAAUCUCCUUAUUCAUCCUACGCGCCACCGCCUCUUCACUCACCUGCCACCCACGAUGAGGUCCGAACCCUCUUCGUUGCCGGGCUCCCGGAGGAUGUCAAGCCCCGAGAAAUCUACAAUCUUUUCCGCGAGUUCCAGGGUUACGAGUCCUCUCAUCUUCGAAACCCCUCCCAAACAUCUCAGUCUUCAUUGGUUAGUGCUCUGAUGUUCUUCCUGUGGCAGCCAUUUGCUUUUGCUGUUUUUUUGGAUCAGCAUUCUGCAAUCGGGGCGAUGCAGGCGCUUAAUGGAAUGGUAUUUGAUCUUGAGAAGGGGUCAACACUUUACAUUGAUCUAGCCAAAUCAAAUUCUAGGCCAAAGCGAUCAAGAGCAGAUGAUGAAAGGUUUGGCUCAGAUAAGAGAGCUAGAGGGUCUUCAUUUCCAAGAGCGCCUACUGAUUCAACAGGUGUUGGCAGCAUGCACAUGCCUGGAAUGGGUAAUUCUGCUUACAACAUUGGUUAUCCAUCUACACCAAGCCAAAGGAAUUUGGACAGCAGAGCUGUAAAUGACAUAGGUCCUCCACAUUCGCAUAAUUCUUCAGCAUCGCAUUUACCACUCAAUAGUCCUCCAUGCCCAACUCUUUUUGUGGCCAAUUUGGGGCCAUCUUGUACCGAACAGGAGCUAAUUCAUGUAUUUUCAAGAUUCCCUGGGUUCUUGAAAGUGAAGAUGCAAGGCACAUAUGGGGCUCCAGUUGCAUUUGUUGACUUUGAGGAUACUGCUUGUUCAACUGGGGCCCUAAAUCAUCUUCAAGGCACAAUUUUAUACUCUUCACCAGCCGGUGAAGGCAUUCGAUUAGAGUUUGCAAAAUCAAGGAUGGGAAUGCGUAAGAGGUCAGAUUAAAUCAAGUGAACGAGGACAAUAGCUGUGUAGAGCAAAGUUGUCCUCCAUGAAAUUUCUUCUAGAUCUUCGAAAUUAUUUCGUUCAAUGUCAAAUAGUUGAUCGAAUUUUAGUUACCUUAUAGUACUGUGUACCAAAUUUAUGUAGACUAGAUAUAAGGCAAAGCAGUGGCCCUCAUCAUAAUAUAUUUUUCUUCUUAAAUGAAGGCAAAUUAUGUAGUCCCUCUGUUCAUUUUGAGGUGUGAGUACCCUCUAUGCAUUUUUAGCCAUUAGAUUUUUUUGUAAAAGUGAAAAGUUAAAUCCUAUGGUUGAGACUGAUUGAGGGGUAAGACUCUUGUUCAAAAUGGGUAACCUUCUGAAUUUUUUUGGGAAGAUGUACUUUUCUUAUUAAAAUUUUGAGAAACUUCAA